Oryzias melastigma (Indian medaka) is the source of this 5867-nucleotide messenger RNA. RefSeq names its product deleted in malignant brain tumors 1 protein. The transcript has 18 exons. The coding region runs from base 249 to 3905 and encodes 1218 amino acids. The record is from RefSeq and is a predicted model, not a curated record. Gene Ontology annotation, cellular component: membrane. NCBI's taxonomy places the organism in Eukaryota, Metazoa, Chordata, Actinopteri, Beloniformes, Adrianichthyidae.
AACUUUGUGAGUUUUUUAGCACUGAGACCAGAAGUAUGUCUGUACAAUAAAGACAUGGAAAAAAACCUCUUGUAUCUUGAUGUAAAGAAAAUAGAGGUUUUUGUUUUAGAAUGUAUACAAAAUUUGCAAGAAAAUUUAAAUUUCGAAAUAGUCAGUUUACUGUUGGAGUCACAGCGGUUGUGGGUGGAUCGUCUCAGUUAUAAAUGACCGUUAAUCAGUAAUCUGUCAGAGUCUGGAAGUGAGCUGAGAUGAAGAUGUGGUUCCUCCUCCUGCUCAUCUACUCCUCCACUAACACGGAGCCUGUACAAACUCAGUCUAAAGGUAAAGUUGUUCUGCGUGGUGGAGAAAACCCCUGUGAGGGUCAUGUAGAAAUCUACUACAACAACAUAGCGGGGUAUGUUGGAGAUAAACACUGGAACAGCAACAGUGAGAAGGUGGUCUGCAGAGCCACCCAGUGUGGGACACCUGUCUCUUCUGCAACCAAAAAUGUCCCGAGGCUCAUGAACAGAACGGUGUGGCUGAACGAACUGCAGUGCAGCGGAGACGAGAACGAUCUGUGGGACUGUGGAGGCUAUCCGGCUCCAGGCGUCAGCUUCUACCAAAAGCCCACAGUGAAGAUGAUCAAAUGUUCCGAACAAGUGGAGAUAAACCUGGUUCCAUCUUUGUGUCAGGGAGCAGCCCACUACUUGAAAGCCGUCUCGAGACAGACUGGAUACUUCUGCAAAGACAACUGGGGAGACAAAGACCGUGAAAUGGCUGAGCAGCUGUGCAGGAGUUUGGGAUGUGGAGGUUUCAAAGAGAUUCCAAAACUUGAAGAGAUGACAGAAAAAGAUUUUAGGGGGUCGGCGAAGACGGCGGUGGACUGCGCAGGCAUCGCUCCAGUGUCCAACCUGUGGCAGUGCAUCAGGAAAAACGCCAAAUGCAGAGACCCUGUUGUUGUCACAUGUGAAGACCAUGAGACUGUGCGGCUCCAAGGCAGCCGGACAAACGUUUGUUCAGGGCAGCUGCUUGCUGAAGAAAACGGCGAAUGGAAACCAGUGAAGGAGAACACAAGCAUCUCGAAUAACUUCUGCAGGAUGAUGCAUUGUGGUGACAUCAAAAACCACACAUACGCUGAUCACAAUCUACACCUGACAUGCACAGACACAGUGAAAGUUGUUUUGCUGAGAAACAACAGAGAAACAAAAUGUUUUGGUUCAGUUCAUGUGAAUGUGAACGGUGUGAACAAACCUGUGUGCGGCACCAAGUGGACUCGAGAGAAUUCCGAAACCGUCUGCAAAGAACUCAACUGUGGAAAACCAAUAAGCUGGUCACUUCAGAGCAAUGGUUCAGGACCUGGGAUAAUGGACAGUGUGAAAUGCACGAUCCACGAUUCUUUGUUAUGGCACUGCAAGGCCAAACACAGCAUGAACCUGUUCUGUAAGGAAGUUCCUGAUAUCAUUUGUUCAGGAAGUGUUAAGUUUAGACUGGCGGACGGUCCAGGAAAAUGUGCUGGUAGGCUGGAGGUCCAUCAUGGAGGAGAGUGGAAAAGGGUCGCUAAAAGCGGAUGGGAUGAAAAAUAUUCAGACAACAUCUGUCAACGCCUCAACUGUGGGGAGACAACUGCAGAUAAUCAUCCUGAAAAGUUCUUCCAGGGUUCUGGAAACUUUGUGUCCGUGAAGUGUGACCAAAACCAGCCUGACAUUUCUGAAUGUGUGAAAUCUGAGCAAUAUACAAGAAAUGAAGAAGCUGUAGGAAUAACCUGCAAGAAUCAUGAAGUGGUUUUUCUAGAUGGAUCUGAACCCUGUUCUGGAGGGGUGGGAAUCAGACAAAACAACAACACCUUCUGGCUCUCCGGGUCCAAUGAGACCUGGAACUCUGAGGCUGCACAAACAGUGUGUAAGCAGAUGCACUGUGGCAACCUCAUCAAGUUCUACUCCAGACCUUCUGCUGAGGACAUGACUGAUAUGACCUUCAGAGCUUACCGCUGCUCUGGAAACCAUGCAUCUCUCCUUGACUGUGAUAAAGUGGAACUUCCUGACCACAAUGAGACCAUUGCUCAGGUGGAAUGCUCAGGAACAAUCAACAUGAGCCUGAGUAAGGGCUGCUGGGGAAAAGUCCACAUUCUUACAGAAGGAAAGUCUGGAGGUGUUUGUGCAGACUCCUGGACUGAGGAAAUGUCUAGAACUCUGUGUCAAGACCAGGGCUGCGGGGAUACUAUCCUAAAAGUUCGCAAGCCUCCUUCAAGAGAACAAGUUUUGUUCAAAAGUCUCCACAUGCUUGGUAACAACUUUACCCUGAGGCAAAGCACCUUUGUUAAAAUGGAGACCAAAGUAAAGUGUAUACCAGCCUAUGCUGUCUGUGCAGGCAGUGCUAAACUGAAAUUUGAAGCUUCCCGGGAUGAAUGCAGGGGAAUGGUUCAGAUCCUCUAUGAAGACGACCCUCUUCAAGUGAGCAGGAAAGUUCUGACAGAACACUCCAACAGCAUUUGCAGAAGGCUGGGAUGUGGUCACACUCAACAUGUUGCUGCUUAUUUUGGACCUCAAGAUGUUAGUGAAACCAUCACAGAGCUGAAGUGUUCUGGAGAGGAUUCAAAUGCAUCAUUGGAAACUUGCAGCAUUACCACGGGAAAAAGCAGUGAUCAUGGAUUCCUGCAAUGUUCAGACUGGAGGGAGAUGGUUCUUGAAGAUCAUGGCUGUAAAGGAGAAGUGGCUGUUUACUCUCAAGCAGGAAAGAUGUUUGUUUCCAGUGAAGGCUGGACACAGAUGGAGGGGGAACAACUCUGUAAGGAUCUGCAGUGUGGCCCAUUUGAGAAUAAAAGAGAAGUUCCAGAUGCAGAUUCUUUCUGGAACAAAACCUUUAAAUGUCCAACUGAUGGAAGCGCUGAAAGUAUCUGGGACUGUGAAACAGAAAUUCCUCCCUCGCUGGAGAGGAAGAAGGUCUUCAUUGGAUGUCAAGACCGGUCAAAGGUCAGCCUGUCUGGCAACUGUUUUGGAGAAGUCAUGAUCGAGUCUUCUCUAGUGUGCAACAAAAACUGGGACAUCGACUACUCAAACAGGGUCUGUCAAGAACUGAACUGUGGCAACGCCUUUGACUAUUCUGAUUCACCUGGUGCAAAACCAGAACUAUAUGUCAGCUGUGACCAACACCACCAUGUCCUGGGUCAGUGCCACAGAGCAGAAGGGAGGUGCCAAAGCUCCGUGUCCGUCUCCUGUUACAAACAGAUUAAGUUUCAGACGACAGAAAAAUGUGGAGGUCAGGUUCAAGUCAAUUAUGGAAGGAAAUGGAAAAAUGUUUGUGUUAACAAAGACACAUUGACCAACAACAAACUAUUGAACAGUCUGUGUAAAGAGAUGAACUGUGAAAAUAACACAAAUGCAAGACUUGAAGAGAUCAAUAAAGGAGUAUUCUUGGAGUGCCCUACAGAUUGCAAGGAUCUGAAGUAUUGUGUGAAACAACAACCCUGUGGAGGACAAACUCAUGGACUGAUCAUUGAAUGUCAAGGUUUUGAGACCAAGGAACCAGAGGUGGAAAAAUCAAACAACACAAUGCCUCUUGUUGUGGGUUUUCUGAUGUCUCUGCUUGUGUUGAUGCUGGCUGUGGUAUUAGUUCGGAUCUGGGUGGUCCGGAGAGCUCGAAAAGCAAAGUUGUCUAAAAUGCUGCCAGACAGAGAAGCGGAUCAGGACAGUGAGUCCUAUGAUGAGGUGGGGCAACCAGGAGAACUGGAUCUUAAACAUGAAAAUGUUUUUGCUGAAACUGUAUUCAUGAAGGAGACAGAUAACCAGAGCUCUUCCUCUCUGGAGUACGAUGAUGUGGAUAAAGCACCUGAGACUCAGCCUCUGACCCCCCAGGUCUUCAUGCCUGCUGCCUCAAAAGGAAACUUUGGGCCCCAGCAACUUGCAGCCCAAAGUGAAGGAAAGUUUUAAACCAUUUGUGACGCUUUUUUCAUUUGUGUUGAUGUCCCGCUCCGACGAAAAUCCUGUUUUUUGAGUUUUUAACAUGUAUAUGUGGCAUUUUUCUUAUUUAAGACAGCAAAUGUAAUAGGAAAUCAUUUUGCUUUUACUUUCCGAGUAUUUCUCCUUUUAAAUCGCUGUCAAUCACACUGUCGCAGAAAAACUCAGUUUGAAUUAACGAACCGUUUAUAGAUCACGAGAACGCUCAGUUUGCGGCUCAUUUGACUGCAGCAGUGGAUUAGAAAUCCACGAAGCUCCUCAUUUCCUCGUCCGAGCUGACAUCCAGUUCAAAACUAAACUGCUGUAGCAGCGGCGAUGAUUUACGCACGUGAAACACAGAGCUACCAUCAUCAGACUGGAAGAGGGGCGUGUGUGUGUGUGUGUGCCGAUGAAGGAGCAAGUCCGCUCAGCUCCAAAAGCCACGCCCCCCCUGAGGAUAUUUUUCAGGUUGAGGCUUCAGAUCAACAUUAAAAAUUGCUUUUUAAGACAUUUAGGUUGUGGGAUUUUGUUUAAAAACGUCAUAAUCAUAAUCAAAACUCUACUGGGAACGGUUUUUUUUAUAUGAUUAAAAAAAAUCAUCAUGGGGGACCUAAUACAAAUUUUUCACAUUACAAUAAAAAGACCAACAGAAGUUAAGAAGUUUUUUUUUUCUUUUUUUUUUUUCCAAACAGAUGGAAAAGUGUAUGGAGUGGAUGACCCGCAUGGAAAUUCCAACCACACUGAAGAUGCCCCCGCUGACACGCAGACCACAGUGGAGGUCCACAACGAGCCCAAAGCUACAGCUGACGACAGCGCAGAACCACCUGAAGAGGAAGAUUACCUUUCUCCUGAUCAGGAUGGGUGAGACACAGCGGGAAAUACUGCUUGAACAAAUGGAGUUUAUAAUAAUUCAAUCAAUUUGUUCAAAGCUCUUUCACUUUUUAUUAUGACAAAGCAAAAAAAUAAAUCAUAAUCCAUGCUGAUAGAACUGCUGUGCUAGAGAAGCUUUCAUUGAUGUAUAUAUUUCUGUUGGUUAACAUGUUUAAAAAGCUAAACUUUAGCAGAAUAUAACAAAACAAUUUCAUUAUAUCUAAUUUAAAUACGAAAGUACUCAGUUGAUUUGAUGACUUAAAAAAAAAGUUUUUUGUAUUGACUAUUUUCUUAUUUUAUUUACCCACAAAAUGUCGGCGCUUGAUGAUGUUUGAAUAUUGAAGGUCAAUGUUAGUAGGAACCUUAGGAACCCACUCCAGUGAAAACUCUUUUUAAUGUGUUUUUGUGGCAUUUUUCUCAUGAUGGAGGACAUAUAUAUAAAAAAAUUAAGCUUAAAAUUGUGUGUCUGAAGUCUAGCAGCUUCAAACCUAAAAAGUUAAUAAAAGCUGUGUGCUUUGGUGAGUGUAGCAGCCUAUAAACAUUUACCCCAAAGACCCUAAUCCUGUGACGUCAUCGUCAGUCAGUUCUGGUGUCUGUGGCUUAGAACGGCAAAGCUGAGAGCUGAACACUGUUUAAAGCAAUUUGUAGGAUAUAAUGUGAAAACAAUAUUAGCUGACUUUACACUGAAACUUUGGUGCGGACCAAACACACCAGUGUGAAACCUCUGAAUUCCAAGGGGGAUCUCGGGUAUUUUGAGCUCUUGACAUGUUAGCAUUGACAAGAAAAAGGUCAUCAUCAUCUACCCUUUCAGAGCUGUAAUGAUUUCAUUUCAUUUGUAAAAUGUUGAAAUGAAAAAGUUUGUACUUUGUUGAUUUUGUUUAUAUUUUUUAACAACUGCAGCCUUGUUUUAAUGUCUAUAUCACUUCUGUGUGGGAUUAAUGAAGGGUAGGACAAAGGGGCGGAUUAGCUUUCAUUUAAAUUGUUAUCUUCUUUAGUUUUUCUUUUUGUUUUUAACUGUAAAGUACUUUGAUGUGCUUAAAGUAUUUUUCCAUGUAAAUAAAGUUUGAAUAAUUCAAAGAAGAAUGG